UUUGUUUUCGGAAGUUUGAGUUGACUGUCCGUAGCGUUAUCAUGUCUGGCCGUGGAAAGCAGGGAGGUAAAGUCCGGGCUAAAGCGAAGUCUCGCUCUUCUCGUGCUGGGCUGCAGUUUCCAGUGGGUCGUGUUCACCGUCUGCUGCGCAAAGGGAACUAUGCGGAGCGAGUGGGCGCCGGCGCCCCGGUUUACAUGGCCGCGGUGCUGGAGUACCUGACGGCUGAGAUCUUGGAGCUGGCUGGCAACGCCGCUCGGGACAACAAGAAGACCCGCAUCAUUCCCCGCCACUUGCAGUUGGCCAUCCGCAACGAUGAGGAGCUGAACAAACUGCUGGGCAAAGUCACCAUCGCUCAGGGUGGGGUUCUGCCCAACAUCCAGGCGGUGCUGCUGCCCAAGAAAACCGAGAGCCACAAAGCCAAGGGCAAGUGAGGUUGCUCUCCCUCCUUACAACUGAACCCAAAGGCUCUUUUAAGAGCCACCCACAAAAUCUUAAAAAAGCUGAGUCUCCGAAUUCUUGUUCCAAGCAGUAAAUUCAUAGGUGUUCAGACAAACCUGCUUUCUGCUGUAGAGCGCUGGUAUACCAGAAAACUGAGAAACAAUGAAAUCGGAUUAGAGACACUUUGCUGGUGGUAGUUUAAAAACCAGAAUAACAAAAUGUUAAGGC
Molecule: messenger RNA, 666 nt
Organism: Pelodiscus sinensis (Chinese soft-shelled turtle)
Lineage: Eukaryota; Metazoa; Chordata; Testudines; Trionychidae
Product: histone H2A.J-like
Cellular component (GO): nucleosome
Molecular function (GO): DNA binding; structural constituent of chromatin; protein heterodimerization activity
Source: RefSeq, a predicted model, not a curated record